AUGGACAAAAUUUGCUGCAACAACAACUGUUACUAUGAAAAGCUGACGAUGGUAUUUAAUUCAUGUGGGCAAGAAUCCGGUAUCCGUGAUACUGGUUCACAGCUACUCGUUGGCUCUCCGGUUAUGAUCAGAAACUGGAUCAUUACCGCAAUAUAUGCAAGAAAUGAGCAAAUAAUAGCAACAAAAAAGAAGAAAUGGAAUAAAUUCGAUAAUCAACCAUCCAUGGAUGAUUUAUCAGUUAACGAUAAGAAACAACAAGACUUUCAUGGAUCUACUUUUCAUUGUUUUUGAUUGGUUCAACUUAACCGAUGAAGAUAUAUAUCUGUAAUCAAAUGGAUAUGUUUAUGGUUGCU
This is a messenger RNA of Loa loa (African eye worm), 353 nucleotides long. RefSeq lists its product as hypothetical. Lineage: Eukaryota; Metazoa; Nematoda; Chromadorea; Rhabditida; Onchocercidae. The record is from RefSeq and is a predicted model, not a curated record. Bases 1 to 291 code for a protein of 96 amino acids. The transcript is spliced from 2 exons.